GCGUCACCAAACCUCCCAGAGCUGGCUGAGCAGCACCCAUAGUAAUGCGACGACACAUCCAACGCCGUAUUCUACGUUGCCAACAUGUCCAAUUCGCAACAAGUUCCAGGCGUCGUGAAAGAAUCCGGGCUCCGGCUACCCAGCAAUGGGAAAUCUAUCUACCAUCGGCCGCUGAACCGAACGAAGACAGGAGAGCUCAGCCAGGCCAGCUUUGCAUAUCUCUUUGGCGAAAUGGUGACAUAUGCGCAGAAGCGUGUUAAGGGUAUCCAGGAGCUAGAGCAAAGGUUGAACCUCCAAGGCCAUUCGAUAGGCAUGAAGCUGCUCGAUCUGCUUAUGUACAGAGAACCAGCUCGAACCCAACUGCGACCGCUCGGUAUCAUCCAGCUACUACACUUUAUCAAACAGAACAUUUGGCUCCACCUCUUUGGCCGCCAAGCGGAUAGACUGGAAAAGUCCAACGACGCCGACAAGCCCGAAGAAUACAUGAUUAUCGACAACGAACCACUGGUGAACCAAUACAUCAGCGUGCCGAAAGAAAUGAGCCAACUAAACUGCGCCGCUUUCGUGGCCGGCGUCGUGGAGGGAGUCUGCGACGGUGCAGACUUUCCGGCCAAAGUCACAGCACACACUGUUGGAGAGGGCGAGAUGUGGCCAGGCAAGACUGUCUUUCUGGUCAAGUUUGCCAAGGAGGUGGUCGAAAGAGAAGCUUAUCUCGCAAAGUCAUGAUACAUACGGAUAAAUAUGCACAUUCCCCGUGGCUAGUUUGGAGUUUUAGGAGUUUAUGGG
Molecule: messenger RNA, 786 nt
Organism: [Torrubiella] hemipterigena
Lineage: Eukaryota; Fungi; Ascomycota; Sordariomycetes; Hypocreales; Clavicipitaceae
Source: the annotation of a GenBank genome assembly